Pelobates fuscus (common spadefoot toad) is the source of this 1836-nucleotide messenger RNA. RefSeq names its product DNA damage regulated autophagy modulator 1 (gene DRAM1). The coding region runs from base 370 to 1098 and encodes 242 amino acids. The record is from RefSeq and is a predicted model, not a curated record. Gene Ontology annotation, cellular component: lysosome. The transcript has 7 exons. NCBI's taxonomy places the organism in Eukaryota, Metazoa, Chordata, Amphibia, Anura, Pelobatidae. Gene Ontology annotation, biological process: regulation of autophagy.
CUCAAGUCCUGGAACACAAUACUGAAACUUCCCUCUGCUGUUUCAGUUUGAGAGGAGGCGUGCCCAGUCAAAUGCCAGUACCAGCAGUUUAUAGUCAAAGCAGUGGCUGAAUCUAACUGUGACUGUGUGAGGCUGCUGGAAAAAAAAAAGGGGAAGUGUAUGGGGGGGAGAAGAAGAAAAGGGUUUUAGGUGAAUAUGAAACUGCAUACAGGAGAGUCACGUGAAAGAGGAUUUGUUAUUAAAAAGCUGAAGGAAGAGACUUGUGAUAUUCAGUUAAAGUGUUUCAUUUAUCUGGUGUUCUGUGAGUUCCACAGCCACUUCCUCCAGUGCUGACAGGCUGCUGCUGCUGGCUACAGGGAAGGAUCCCAGAUGGGUCUCUGUUGCAUGUCAGGAGUGGCCUUUUUGCCAUCUCUACUGGUCAUCUGGUCCUCUGCUGCAUUUAUUAUCUCCUAUGUUAUCUCUGUGCUGGAGGGACACGUGGAGCCCUUUGUCCCCUAUAUAAGCGACACGGGCACAACUCCUCCUGAAAGUGGUGUAUUUGGAUUCAUGAUAAGUGUGACGGCUGUAUUAGGUGCUGCUACAAUGUACACACGAUAUUUGAUACUACAGAAGCUAAAUUCUGCAUAUGACCUGAUGUGGCCGCAUGCAAAUUUAAUAUCUCUCAUUAUUGGGUUAAUCGGCUGCCUUGGUAUGUGGCUUGUUGCAGCUUUUCAGGAAACAUCAGUUUUAAUUGUCCAUGAGGCUGCAGCCCUUGUAACAUUCUGUUUCGGAGUCCUGUAUAUUUUAUCACAGUCCAUCAUUUCUUACAAGUCUUGCCCACAGUGGAACAAAAAGCUCAUAUGUCAUAUACGAAUGGCAAUAUCUGUUGUGUCAUUUAUUGCGAUUUUUCCCAUGAUUAUAUGUGCAUUAAAAGUUGGCAGCUUGAAGCCACGUUGGCAACCAUCUGAUCAGGGAUACUCAAAUCAUCUAACAAGCGCUAUAUGUGAGUGGAUAGUAGCAUUUGGAUUUGUAACCUUUUUCCUGACCUUCAUCAGAGAUUUCCAGGGUGCCAAUGUAACCAUUUCAACGGAAAUACUUGAUGACUACGGCGACUAUUAAAAGGAUUCUCUUGAGAAUUAUAGGAGACAAAACUAUUUUCUAGUAGUCCUUGCUAGACUAAUAAGGACACAAGGACUUGUACACAAUUUGCACUUUGGAACAAAUGCCAGUUUUGUUUUUUAAUGUUUGGUAACGGAAUCUGACUUUUUACAAUAUUUUCAUCAUGUAAUUUUUUUUGUAUAUUUUUUACUUUUUAACAUAUGCCAGUUAAUGUUUUAAGAAUAGAAUUUACAAUGAUAACCAUGUUACUGAAAGGGCACUUAUUAUGGUUUUCAAAAUGUUUCUAAUAAAUUAGAUUAUUUUUCAUUUUUGGAGAUGUCAGUCUUUUCAAGAGGAAAGCACAAAUUAUCGAGCGCUGAUGUGUUGACAAACUCAUUGAUUCACUCUACAGCUACCACGAAUCUUACAGCUGGAUCGGUCAUUUUUACCCUACAUGACACUUUUCAUUCAACUGUUUUGUUAACUUCACAGUUUGACUACUAUAUAAAGAAGCAUUAACAAGUUACCUAUUUGUCAUGUUAAAGAUAACAAAUUAACCACUGUUAACCAUUUUAAUAGCUUUGGCAUGUUUGUGUUUGUUCAUGUAUAAGAUGGCGAUAGAACUUUAAUUUGAUAAUAUACUAUACAUACACACAUACAUAGACACAUAAAAUACAUACAGAGAGACAAAAACACACAAACUUAUUAUUUACUAUUUAGGACAACUAAAGUCUGAAAAAGAGGGAAUUAAGUGUGUGG